CGUGUUAGCCCGCAGACGUACACUUGUAACUAUUUCGCCAAUUGUGUCUUCGUCUUGCUGUCUAAUUGCCAUCCUCGAUGUCACGCCGCUCCAGCACGCACUCCCUCACAGACUCCUUUGGCGACUUGGACUAUUCUCUCGAGGCCGAGCCCAGCCACGCGUCGCUUUAUUCACACAGCUAUUCUAUCGAUCUGGUGGCAAUCCCCUUAACCUCCAUGGACGGCCUGCCAAAGACCUCGUUUGACGACCACGCGCCACUUAUGAACGUGCACGCGCACUCGCCCUCGACGCGACUUGGUCUCGCGGCGCUUUUUGCCAAAAUUUUCCGCAAAAACAUCACACUCUCAGAGAUUCCACAGCACAAUACUCCUCUGCAACAUGGAGAUGAGGAACAGGCGAGUACUCGCUCUCGGGACGUCUACCCUGGCAUGAACACCGCCAAGUACCCCUCCAACGCGAUCUCCAACUCCAAGUACAACGCCGCAUCGUUUAUCCCGAUAGUGCUCUACGAGCAAUUCAAGUUUUUCUUCAACCUCUACUUCCUCGUUGUCGCGCUCUCACAGGCGAUACCGCAGUUGCGCAUCGGCUACCUCUCAUCCUACAUUGUGCCCUUGGCGUUCGUGCUCUCUGUGACAAUGUUCAAAGAGGCGCUCGACGACAUCCGCCGCCGGCGCCGUGACAGCGAACAGAACAAUGAAAUGUAUGAGAUGCUCGAGGGGUCGCUUGUGCCCGCGCGCAGCCUCGUUGUCGGUGACGUGGUCAAGCUCCCCAAGGGCCGCCGCGUGCCUGCGGAUAUGGUGUUACUUCAAUCUUCCGAGGCCACUGGCGAAGCAUUCGUCAAGACGGACCAGCUUGACGGCGAGACCGACUGGAAGUUGCGUGUUGCACCUGCUGCGACACAGGGCGCGGUGGCCGCGCAGUUGCAGCAGGUGGCGGUGGUGGCGUCCGCGCCGUCAAAAGAGAUCGAUGCCUUCCUCGGUACACUCACGUUCCAGGGCCACACUCUCGCCUUAUCCGUCGACCAGACGUUGUGGGCUAACACGGUGCUUGCGUCCGGGACGGCGGUCGGGAUUGUUGUUUACACGGGUGCGGACACUCGACAGGUGAUGAACACAACGCAGGCAGGGGCCAAGACCGGGCUCCUCGAGGAGGAGAUUAACCGGUUGUCGAAGAUUCUCUGCGCGGUGGUGUUGGUGCUAUCGGUGGUGCUCGUGGCAUGCGAGGGCUUCCAAAAGCUCUGGUACCUCGAUAUUAUGCGCUUUUUGAUCCUCUUCUCCACCAUCAUCCCCGUGAGCUUGCGCGUGAAUCUUGAUUUGGGCAAGACUGUGUACGCGUACCAGAUCGAACGAGACUCCAAUAUUCCUGACACGAUCGUGCGGACAUCAACGAUCCCAGAGGAUCUCGGGCGUAUCGAGUAUCUUCUCAGCGACAAGACGGGUACGUUGACGCAGAACGACAUGGAGAUGAAGAAGCUCCACUUGGGGACGGUUUCGUACGCGGGUGAGUCGUUCGACAUGGUUGACGAGUAUGUGCGUGGCGGUGGUGCGCCCAAGAGCCGGCGCGAUAUGGGUGCGCGUGUGCGAGACCUCGUAACCGCGUUGGCGCUCUGCCACAAUGUCACACCGACCGUGGAGGACGGCACCGUCACGUACCAGGCAGCAUCACCCGAUGAGGUGGCCAUCGUCACCUUCACCGAACGCAUGGGUUUGGCGUUGUAUCGCCGCGACCGUCACUCCAUGACGCUCAUCCAUGAGGCCACGCACAGGCCCGAGGGCUUCGAAAUUCUCCAGACGUUUCCGUUCACAUCCGACACCAAGCGCAUGGGAAUUGUGGUGCGUAAUGAGCGUGACGAACUCUGGUUCCUUCAGAAGGGUGCGGACACGGUCAUGGCGGGGAUCGUGCAGAAGAACGACUGGCUCGAGGAAGAAACGGGUAACAUGGCGCGCGAGGGCUUGCGUACGUUGGUGGUUGCGCGCAAGCGGUUGACUGAAAACCUCUACCGCGAGUUUGCGGACAAGUACUAUACGGCGUCGUUGGCGAUGGCGGGCCGCGACCAGCAGAUGCAGACGGUCGUAGCCCGGUACCUCGAGACGGAUCUCGAGCUCUUGGGGUUGACCGGGGUUGAGGAUAAGCUUCAGAAGGAUGUCAAGCUUUCCAUCGAGUUGUUGCGCAACGCGGGCGCCAAGAUCUGGAUGCUCACAGGUGACAAGGUCGAGACGGCCAAGUGUGUGGCCAUUAGUGCCAAGUUGAUCAGCCGUGGCCAGAUCGUGCACACGAUCACACGCAUGGUGCGGCCCGAUAGCGCGCUUGGCGCGCUCGACUACCUCCGCGCAAACCCGUCCGCGUGCCUCGUGAUUGACGGCGAGUCGCUUGCAGUGUACCUUCGCUACUUCCCGACUGAGUUCUUUGCGGUUGUCGUGAGCCUUCCCGUGGUGGUGGCGUGCCGGUGCACGCCGCAGCAGAAGGCGGAUGUGGCGCUUCUCAUCCGUGCGGCUACAAACAAGCGCGUGUGUUGCAUCGGUGACGGUGGCAACGACGUCAGCAUGAUCCGCAGCGCAGACGUGGGUGUGGGCAUCGUCGGCAAGGAGGGCAAACAGGCAUCCCUCGCGGCCGACUUUUCCAUCACGCAGUUUUGUCACCUUACGCAGUUGACCUUGUGGCACGGGCGCAACUCGUACAAGCGCUCGGCCAAGGUGGCGCAGUUUGUGAUCCACCGCGGUUUGCUCAUCUCCAUCUGCCAAGCCGUGUACUCGGUUUCAUCACACUUCGAGCCGCUCGCGUUGUACAAGGGCUGGUUAAUGGUGGGCUAUUCGACCGUCUACACCAUGAUGCCGGUGUUCUCCAUGGUGCUUGAUACAGAUGUGAGUGAGGGCUUGGUCACCGUAUACCCCGAGUUGUACAAGGAGUUGACUGAGGGAAAGUCGCUCUCCUACAAGACCUUCUUUGUGUGGGUGUUGGUCUCGGUUUACCAGGGCGCCGUUAUCCAGGGGUUGGCACAGGUCUUUUGCGGCUUUGAUGAGAAAGUGUUCACACGCAUGGUGGCCGUUUCCUUCUCUGCGUUGAUUUUGAAUGAGUUGAUUAUGGUGGGGAUCGAGAUUAAUACCUGGCGCAAGGCUAUGGUCAUUUCGGAGGUCGUUACCUUUGCGCUCUACUUCUUCUCCAUUCCGUUUUUGACCGAGUAUUUUGAUUUAGAAUACGUCCAGAGCGUCAGCUUCAUCUGGCAGACGUUAGUGAUUAUUGCCAUUUCCUUGUUCCCUGUCUGGGCCGCCAAGGCCAUCAGACGUAAAUUGCGUCCGCCGAACUACGCCAAGGUCCAGCAGGAUUAAGAGGUGGUUCGUUGAGAGGUGCUAUCAUGAACUCGAUAUUAUUCAAUUAAUUUCGGAUAUAUAUAUAACUUAAUUUACGCUCAUAUUAAGAAGACACUUAUACAUA
Babjeviella inositovora NRRL Y-12698 is the source of this 3432-nucleotide messenger RNA. Its product is annotated as putative aminophospholipid-translocating P4-type ATPase. The coding region runs from base 78 to 3326 and encodes 1082 amino acids. Gene Ontology annotation, molecular function: ATPase-coupled intramembrane lipid carrier activity; magnesium ion binding; ATP hydrolysis activity. NCBI's taxonomy places the organism in Eukaryota, Fungi, Ascomycota, Pichiomycetes, Serinales. Gene Ontology annotation, biological process: endocytosis; phospholipid translocation; retrograde vesicle-mediated transport, Golgi to endoplasmic reticulum. Gene Ontology annotation, cellular component: endosome; plasma membrane; trans-Golgi network. The record is from RefSeq and is a predicted model, not a curated record. The transcript has a single exon.